Alligator mississippiensis (American alligator) is the source of this 5004-nucleotide messenger RNA. It is a transcript of the gene TPP2, whose product is annotated as tripeptidyl peptidase 2. Lineage: Eukaryota; Metazoa; Chordata; Crocodylia; Alligatoridae. The coding region runs from base 394 to 4179 and encodes 1261 amino acids. The transcript is spliced from 30 exons. The record is from RefSeq and is a predicted model, not a curated record. Gene Ontology annotation, cellular component: cytosol. Gene Ontology annotation, biological process: proteolysis. Gene Ontology annotation, molecular function: tripeptidyl-peptidase activity; serine-type endopeptidase activity.
AAGGGGGCUGAAUCUAGUCAUAGCACUAAUAUGGAGAGGAGGCGGGAAGGAACCGGCGGGCGCUCCCUUUAAAAGUAUGCUUGAAAGGGCAGCGGCUGCGUCACUAAGCCAAGCGCUCUUGACUUCCGGAGGUUUCUUCAGCCCGAUUGGCUGGGCAGGGAAAAGGGGCGCGCGCAUGCGCUCUCCAGCUCCGGCGCGGCCAGAAUUGCGUCCCGCCUUCCUAUUGGUUCCUUCCCUCCCCCCUCCUUUUAGCCAGCCGUUCCCCGCUGGCUGGCACAUCGGGGCCCGUAGCGCCCAGUGAUUGGCCGAGCCGGCGCCUGCGUCGCUGGGCUCCGGGCAAGGAGUCGUCGCCGGCCGCGCGCUGCGCUCGUUUGUUCUACCUCCGCCGACAUCAUGGCGGCUGCAGCCGAAGAGCCGUUCCCUUUCCACGGGCUGCUGCCCAAGAAGGAGACGGGCGCCGCCUCCUUCCUCUGCCGCUAUCCGGAGUACGACGGGCGUGGCGUGCUGCUGGCUGUGCUCGACACCGGCGUCGACCCGGGCGCCCCGGGCAUGCAGAUUACAACUGAUGGGAAACCCAAGAUAGCUGACAUUAUUGAUACAACAGGCAGUGGUGAUGUAAACACUUCCACGGUAGUAGAACUCAAAGAUGGGGAAAUUGUAGGUCUUUCUGGAAGAACUCUAAAGAUUCCAACAAGCUGGAUAAAUCCUUCAGGCAAGUACCACAUUGGCAUGAAAAAUGGCUAUGAUGUCUACCCUAAAGCUCUUAAGGAGAGGAUUCAGAAAGAACGCAAGGAAAAACUCUGGGAUCCUUUUCACAGACUACUUCUAGCAGAGGCUUGUAGAAAAUUAGAUGAAUUUGACGCUGUUCAUAGCUCUCCUUCACAAGUAAAUAAAUUGCAGAAGGAGGAGCUUCAAAGUCACGUAGAACUGUUGAAUUCUUUUGAGAAAAAAUACAGCGAUCCUGGUCCUGUCUAUGAUUGCUUAGUGUGGCAUGAUGGUGAUACUUGGAGAGCCUGCAUAGAUUCAAGUGAAUGUGGAGACCUAACAAACUGCACUGUGUUGAGGACCUACAGAGAGUCACAGGAAUAUGGAUCUUUUGGAACAUCAGAGAUGUUAAACUACUCUAUUAAUAUAUAUGAAGAAGGAAACCUACUUUCCAUUGUGACAAGUGGAGGAGCACAUGGGACACAUGUAGCUAGUAUUGCUGCUGGAUACUUUCCAGAAGAACCAGAAAGAAAUGGAGUGGCUCCUGGAGCUCAGAUUCUUGCCAUCAAGAUUGGUGAUACAAGACUAAGCACAAUGGAAACUGGCACAGGCUUAAUAAGAGCUAUGAUAGAAGCAAUAAAAUAUAAAUGUGAUCUUGUCAACUACAGCUAUGGAGAAGCCACUCACUGGCCAAAUUCUGGGAGAAUUUGUGAAGUGAUUAAUGAAGCUGUAUGGAAACACAAUGUCAUCUAUGUUUCAAGUGCGGGAAAUAAUGGUCCUUGCCUUUCUACAGUAGGAUGCCCAGGUGGAACUACAUCUAGUGUAAUAGGUGUUGGUGCAUAUGUAUCGCCUGAUAUGAUGGUUGCUGAAUAUUCCUUGAGAGAGAAAUUACCAGCAAAUCAGUAUACUUGGUCAUCUAGAGGACCUAGUACUGACGGAGCCCUUGGAGUAAGUAUCAGUGCACCAGGAGGUGCUAUUGCUUCUGUCCCUAACUGGACUUUACGAGGAACUCAGCUUAUGAAUGGCACAUCUAUGUCUUCUCCAAAUGCAUGUGGAGGCAUUGCUUUAGUUCUGUCAGGUCUCAAAGCUAACAAUGUUCAUUAUACAGUUCAUUCUGUCAGAAGAGCUUUGGAAAAUACUGCUGUAAAGGCUGAAAAUAUAGAAGUGUUUGCACAAGGACAUGGUAUUAUCCAGGUUGAUAAAGCCUAUGACUACCUCAUUCAGAAUUCAUCGUUCACAAACAACAUAGGCUUUACUGUUACUGUUGGAAACAACCGUGGAAUCUACCUCAGAGAUCCUGUCCAGAUAGCUGCACCUUCUGACCAUGGGGUUGGCAUAGAACCCACCUUUCCUGAAAAUACAGAAAACUCUGAAAGAAUCUCUCUCCAGCUCCAUUUAGCUUUAACUUCAGAUGCACCGUGGGUUCAGUGUCCCAGCCACUUAGAGCUCAUGAAUCAGUGCAGGCAUAUAAACAUAAGGGUGGAUCCUCGUGGCCUGAGGGAAGGACUACACUAUACGGAGGUGUGUGGUUAUGAUAUAGCAAUGCCUAAUGCAGGCCCUUUGUUCAGAGUUCCAAUAACUGUUGUUAUACCAACAAGAGUAAAUGAAUCCUCAAGCUAUGACCUUUCAUAUACUGAUGUGCAUUUUAAGCCUGGUCAAAUCCGAAGGCACUUUAUUGAAGUUCCUCAGGGAGCUACAUGGACUGAAGUUACAGUAUGUUCAUGUUCAUCUGAUGUAUCUGCCAAGUUUGUGCUUCAUGCUGUUCAACUAGUGAAACAAAAAGCUUAUAGAAGUCAUGAAUUCUACAAAUUUUCAUCACUACCAGAAAAAGGAUCAGUGAUUGAAGCAUUUCCUGUUCUAGGUGGAAAAACACUUGAAUUUUGUAUUGCUCGUUGGUGGGCAAGCCUUAGUGAUGUUAGCAUUGAUUACACAAUUUCCUUCCAUGGUGUUGUUUGUACUACCCCUCAGCUAAACAUACAUGCUUCAGAAGGCAUUGUUCGUUUUGAUGUUCAGUCUCCCUUGAAGUAUGAAGAUCUUGCUCCAUGCAUAAAUUUGAAGAACUGGGUUCAAACACUCAGACCUGUGAGUGCUAAAAUAAAACCUUUAGGAUCCCGAGAUAUCCUGCCAAAUAAUCGACAGCUGUAUGAGAUGAUUUUGACAUACAGCUUUCAUCAACCGAAGAGUGGAGAAGUGACUCCAAGCUGUCCAUUGCUUUGUGAAUUGCUAUAUGAAUCUGAAUUUGACAGUCAACUGUGGAUUAUAUUUGACCAGAACAAGAGGCAGAUGGGCUCAGGUGAUGCCUAUCCACAUCAGUAUUCGGUGAAACUGGAGAAAGGAGAUUACACUAUUCGGUUACAAGUCCGUCAUGAGCAGAACAGUGAACUGGAUCGUAUCAAAGACCUUCCAUUUAUUGUUUCUCACAGGCUAUCUAAUACCUUAAGCUUAGACAUUUAUGAAAACCAUAACCACGCUCUCUUAGGAAAGAAGAAAUCAAACAGUUUAACAUUACCACCAAAACAUAAUCAGCCCUUCUUUGUUGCAUCUCUCCCUGAUGACAAAAUACCUAAAGGAGCAGGACCUGGAUGUUACCUGGCAGGAGCUUUGACAUUGUCUAAAACAGACCUUGGAAAGAAAGCUGGGCAGUCUGCAGCAAAACGACAAGGAAAAUUUAAAAAGGACAUACUGACUGUUCAUUAUCAUCUGAUACCAUCACCAGCAAAAACUAAGAAUGGCAACAAGGAGAAAGAAAGGGAACCAGAAAAAGAAAAAGAUGUAAAGGAAGAAUUUGCUGAAGCUUUAAGAGACUUGAAGAUACAAUGGAUGACCAAGCUGGAUACCCCUGACGUGUACAAUGAACUGAAAGAAGCCUUCCCUAACCAUCUUCCAUUGUAUGUUGCAAGACUUCAUCAGCUGGAUUCUGAAAAGGAGCGAAUGAAAAGACUUGAUGAAAUUGUUGAAGCUGCAAAUACUGUUAUCUCUCACAUUGAUCAAACAGCCUUGGCAGUGUAUUUUGCCAUGAAGACUGAUCCCAGACCUGAUGCAACUACUAUAAAAAAUGAAAUGGAAAAACAAAAAUCCACUUUAGUAGAUGCCCUUUGCCGAAAGGGAAGUGCACUGGCAGAUCAACUCUUGCAUCUACAGGCACAAGAUGGGGCUGUUUCAAGUGAGACAGAAGCUAAAGAUGAUGAGCAUGACAGCUGCUUGGAUGCUCUGUCAGAGACUUUCUGGGAAACAACAAAAUGGACUGAUCUUUUCGACACUAAGGUUUUAACAUUUGCCUAUAAGCAUGCGUUGGUCAAUAAAAUGUAUGGGAGAGGUCUUAAAUUUGCAACUAAACUUGCAGAAGAAAAGCCAACUAAAGAAAAUUUGAAAAACUGCAUACAGCUAAUGAAGCUACUUGGAUGGACCCAUUGUGUAUCUUUUACUGAAAACUGGCUUCCUGUCAUGUAUCCACCUGAUUAUUGUGUGUUCUGAAAUACUAAUUGUUGUAAACAUAAGAAAUGAUUUUAUAUCGACAAAUAUAGAAAGAUGAGUUUGUUAUUAGAACGCAUGUUUUCAUUCAUUACUGAAUGCUGAUUAUUAAAUUGUGUGUCUGUCAGUAAAGGCACCCUGGUGUGGCUUAAUACCUGUUAACCAGACUUCUGACAUCAGGGAGUUUCCUUUGCGUGCAUCCUAUUGCUGGCAAUGGAUGUACUAGAAGUGCCAGCACCAAGGAUUUGGAAAAUGAUUGGAAAAGGCUUUUUUGCAUGCAUGUUAAAUUCUUAACAGUUAAUUUUAACUGCAAACCUGUAAAAGUUCUGUAUUUUUUACAGUGGACAGGGUUUUAACAUGUUUAAUCUUAAUUUCAUUUUCAUUUUAUGAAGGCCUUAAAGCUACAUCAAGAGUAGCUAAAUUUUUAUUUAUUAGAUAAAAAUAACAAAACAUCAUUAACUGGUAUUGUUUAUAAAAGUUUACAUUUGAUUUUUUUUUUAAAAAAACCUUUCAAACUGUCACAAUGUUUAUCUCAGAAUUGCUGAUGCAGAGGUGCUCUUGUAAAUCUUCAUCUUGGAGUAAUUUCAGGCAAACUUUCAAAAAUCCGUAUGAAGUUGAAUAUCUGGAUGGACUGAUAAUUGUAUAAAAGUGCCAGACAGUUAAAUCUUAAUCAGGUAUUGUAAAGCUAUACAUAUAUGUUUAAUAAUGUUACAAAUGUAAAACACAGCAGAAUAAAUGUGCAGAGUUGAAGAUCAAAAAACACCAUGUGCACUCUGAUGCUUUAAAGGAAUUUUUAUAAUUAAUAAAAAUAAAUGACAACGCUGAAAA